This is a messenger RNA of Meloidogyne enterolobii, 586 nucleotides long. The record is from the annotation of a GenBank genome assembly. NCBI's taxonomy places the organism in Eukaryota, Metazoa, Nematoda, Chromadorea, Rhabditida, Meloidogynidae.
UGUCACACUGCCAUGUUUUAAUUUUAUCGAGUUUGAACUUGACACUGCCGUCGAUAUUUUAUUUCUUCUACUUUCCUUUUCUCUUCAUUUCAGGAUUUGUAAGAGGCUAAUUGCCUCUCUGAUCUACAUGAACUGGUGUGUAUCAUACUGCCUUUACAGAAGAACUUUCAAUUUGCUCGUAUGUUUGAAUAGGCAUAUUUCGGCAAGGCGUCUUUUGGAUAUGAAAGUUGUUUUUCCUAUUGAUCGAUGUUAAGCUCCUUGCCGAUUUAUGCGAAAAUUUCAACAGCCUCAAAUAUGUACCCCGCUUGCAUCCAAUUAUGGCGCGCUGACUCGCGCCAUAAUUUUGUAUAUAUUUUUGUACAUACUAGACCAUGAAUGAGAAAACUGGGUUGCCUAUAAGUGCCUCUAUUCUACAUGAACUUGUUUUUCGUACUGCUUUUCAAAUAGAUUUUUAUAAGAUACCGGAACUUAUAUACUUGUUAAUCCUUUUAUGGCAUCGUCGUUUAGCGUUGAUUUCUUUAUCUUGGUGAGAAAACUCAUGGCAUAUAAAAGUCCAUCUUAUGUAUAUGAGUUUCGGAUAUUGCUA